This is a messenger RNA of Ixodes scapularis (black-legged tick), 504 nucleotides long. RefSeq lists its product as uncharacterized. The coding region runs from base 1 to 504 and encodes 167 amino acids. NCBI's taxonomy places the organism in Eukaryota, Metazoa, Arthropoda, Arachnida, Ixodida, Ixodidae. The transcript has 7 exons. The record is from RefSeq and is a predicted model, not a curated record.
AUGAGCCCAUUUGCGAGGCGUAUUGGCUUGCAUGGCACAUAUCUCUCGUCGCUACGGAGCUCUCGACCGCAGCAGCUGCUGCUGCUGUUCAUUUUUCUCCUGAGGAUUCCAAACGCAGAGAUGUGUCAAAGCCACACGCCACCAGUACCUACGAAGCCUCCAUCAGUUCCUUCGCAGACACGUCACAUUAACUUAUUUCUGCUGUCGGACCACUCACACUGCCGAUUGUUUAACAGUUCUGGGGAUCAGCGCCUUUACAUGAUGGUUCUGACGAACGGAGUAAAAGCAACUUACAGCGGACUGCCACACGAUUUGAGACUCGUUGUGAGGCUGGUUGGAAUCAGCUGCCUAAGUAAGUUUGAGCAGGACAGGAUAUAUGAAACCAGCAUCGAUAAAGGUGGCAAGUUGGAUGAAAAUACUGCUCUGUGGGGUUUAAAGCUAUUUGCAUCGCAAAACAAGACGGAGUUUGAAAAUGCUACGGUCAUCGCUAUGCUAACGGCGUAA